Cryptococcus wingfieldii CBS 7118 is the source of this 1188-nucleotide messenger RNA. Its product is annotated as agmatinase. Gene Ontology annotation, molecular function: agmatinase activity; metal ion binding. The record is from RefSeq and is a predicted model, not a curated record. Lineage: Eukaryota; Fungi; Basidiomycota; Tremellomycetes; Tremellales; Cryptococcaceae. The coding region runs from base 1 to 1188 and encodes 395 amino acids. The transcript is spliced from 7 exons.
AUGUACCCCUCACUCGCCCUCCCCGCCCUCCUCCUGACCGCCGUCGGUGCCCUCGCUCAUGGCAGCCACGGUCACAGUCACGAGCAGCUCGACCCCUGGAACGAGGAAUUUGCCAACACGCCCGACCUCAGCUUCAGCGGAGUCACGAGCUUUGCUCAUCUGCCCCACCAAAAGUGCUUGGACAAUAAGAAUGCGGCAUUCGACGUCGCUCUGCUGGGUGUGCCAUUUGACUCUGCUGUAUCUUUCAGGCCAGGAGCCAGAUUCGGCCCUUAUGCUUUGCGGAGUGGAUCUCGGAGGCAGCGUCCCGAGCGAGGUUACAGCAGUCGCCUGGAAGUGAACCCGUACACCCAUGGCCUCUAUAUGCUCGACUGCGGUGACGUUCCCGUGACUCCUUUCGACCCAGCAACAGCCAUCAAGCAAGUCAACUCGGCUUACCGAUCCGUGCUCCAUCACCCCGUCAUCUCGGAAGAGAGGAUGGAGGAACUUAACAUGAAGAAGGGUCUUGACGGCAAGUUCCACCCCAGGAUUGUUGCUCUUGGUGGUGACCACACUAUCGUAUUGCCGAUCCUUGACGCUGUUCACGAAGUCUACGGACCCGUCUCUGUCAUCCACUUUGACGCCCAUAUCGACACUUGGAACCCUCACAGAUACCUCGGAAGCGUCUCUCUACAGGCCGACUUGAAUCACGGUACCUUCUUCUGGCACGCUUACGAGCAGGGCUUCAUCAAGCCCAACGCUUCCAUCCACGCUGGUAUCCGUACCAGGUUCUCUGGACCUGAGGAUCUCGAUGACGAUAUCACUGCUGGCUUUGACCUCAUUCACACUUUCGACAUUGACGACCACGGCGUUGACUGGAUCUCUGAAAAGAUCAAGGCCAGGAUCGGCAACGGACCUGUCGUCAUCAGUUUGGAUGUCGACGUUAUGGACCCCUCUUACGUUCCUGCAACUGGUACUCCUGAAUCUGGCGGCUGGACCUCCCGAGAGCUCCGAAGGAUCCUCCACUCUCUUGUCGGACUCAACAUUGUCGCUUUUGACAUUGUCGAACUUUCUCCUGCCUAUGACACCAAUGCCGAGAUCUCUGCUAUUGCUGCUGCCGAUAUGGUCUAUGACUUCUUGUCUAUUCUUGCGCUGGGAGUGGACGGCGAGAAGAAGGCGGGGGAUGAAGGGAGGGUCACUGAUGAGCUGUAG